CAAAAACUUGCAGUGAUCACAAUCGCCAUAAUUAUAAUAUUUUUUGUGGUAACAUUGGCUUUGAGAAAUACCAGCAACACUUUCUUUACCGCAAAUCCUCCGCAGCGUAGUGUGGUUUUUUUAGCUUAGAAUCGACAUAAAUCAGAUUCGUUUUCUGUUUAAAACAUGGGUGACGAAAGCUACGUUAAGCAUUUUGAUCGCAAAUUUGUGGCGUCGAACUUGAAGGAACUUUUGACCUGCCCAAAGUGCUACAAUAGUUACACCUAUUCAUGCUUUAAAAAUCCGGCCGAGAGCCACCGUCCCUUUCUGCUGCCAUGUGGGCACAACCUGUGCGAGAGGUGUAUUUGGCACAACCGCCAUGAUCUGAAGUGUAUCGUAUGCCUCGAACCGGCUCCGCCGAUGCUGAAGGCCAAAGAUCCGGCCACCAAGACCGGCGUAAGAGUGCGAGACUUCUACGACUUGAACUACCAUGUCCUAGGGGAGACAUUUAGUCUCUCGCACCCGCGGAAAAAUGUUUCCGGAAGCGCAGCUUAUUCGUCCAUGGACACGGUCAACAAUUCGAUGACCGCUAGUCCAGGUCUCAGCGAGGUCGUCCAGAAAAGGAAAUGCAGCGAGUGCAACUUCAAUACAGCACCCGGGGAGUGCCGGAAAUGCGACGCUUUCUUCUGCAACCACUGCUUCGAAAUGGUGCACAGGCACAGCCGUGUCCUCAAGUCGCACAUGUUCCAGAAGUUCAAAUCGGAUAACAAGACCUAUCGUUGCAACGGGUUCCGUGUCGGCAAUGACUUCUUUCCAGUGCCCAGCGAUAUGAAGUGCAAGAACCACAGCUUGCUGCGGAAUUCGUGGUGCGUGAACUGCAGGAUUAGGGUCUGCGAGGAGUGUCCCUCGCUUCACCACAAAGGACACAAUGUCCACCCCUUGACAGAUCUGAAUCUACGCUACAUUGGUGACAUUCCGGCCGCCUUGACUGCCCUGAACACGGCCCUGAAGUACAUGCAGAAUGGCCAGAAGACUUUGCGCGCCACCAAAAUUGAGCAAAGUCGCUAUGCCUCCGAGGCGAUAGCCAUCAUGUCCAAGCACUUUUGCCACCUGCACGGUCUGCUCCAGGUGGCCGAACUCCAGGUCAUCGAGAAGCUGCGCGAAUCCAGUCUGCCUUCCCAACUGCAGCUCAACGAGGCGAUGGGAAAACUAAGAGGCUAUGAAAGUGUUAUUUUGAAAUUCAAACAAAUCCUGGAGAGCGGCCUUGACACUCCUUGUCGAGUCCCAGGCAAUGUCGAUAUGGAGGAUCUUCUGAAAAUGAUUUACGAGAGCCUUGAGAAAAUUCCCACCACGGUCGAAAUAUCCUUACACAAAGGAUCUCCCUAUCGUAUGGCCCCCAGUUCAAUUGACUUGACCAAUUUAAUAGACUCUUCAAUGAAAUGUCAUUUUGUGGAUCCCAACAUCCGGAUUGUUUUAAAUACUGACUUUCAUCGUCCCCAAUACCUUCCGAUCACCAUGGGCGAGAGAUCCUUUUCCCAGAGCUCUGUCAGCGAGAAGGAGAAUAUUCGCAAAUUUUCUAUGGCAACUUCUCAACGAAACUUGAACCGUGGAUCUCAGCUUUCAAUGACCACGCUAAAUCGUCGGGAGCGAAAUACAAAGGACUAUCAAUCUAGUAUUAGCUCCAUAGUUGACGGCUCCCAGCCGAACGAUCAUUAUAUUGUUAAUACUUUCUCGGCUCUUGAUAUAACCAAUCAAAAUGCGGCUGCAUCUUCAUCCAGAAACGUUGGAGGAAAAAACAACGACGAUUGGCAGAAACCGGGAUCUUUGGUUAAGUUGCUUUUUAUCAAGUCGCCGGAUGAUUUUUACAUUCAGAGUGUUCAUGUCGCCCAGAGAGUUCGCGAUGAACUGGAACAGUAUGCCCAGAGACUCCACUAUAAGAGUUCCACCGCGCCAUCGGUGAUUGAGAUGGGCGAGCGCUAUAUAACAUAUUACCAGGAAAAGGAUUGUUUCUAUCGCGGCAUGGUCAGAAUGAAACUAGAUAAGGACACCUACCAGGUGUACCUUCCCGAUAUGGGUUACUAUAUGGAUGUUCACAACAGCAAUUUUCGUAAUUUGCCAUCGAGUCUGGCCCACAUUCCGUAUGCCGCUGUCCGUUGCAGCCUCAAGGACUUAGCUCCCAUCAGCGAAGGAACAACUUGGGAUUCGCCAGCUAUUGAAUUUCUUAAGUUCGUGGUGCAAAACAAACAAGUGAAAUUGCUCGAAAUUAGACAUCUAUCCGUUGAUCGUUGCGAGGUUGACAUUGUUAUCAAAAACAACAAUACGGAUAUCUCGGUGCGCGAGUCUUUUUUAUAUUCUGGCCUGGCACGCUCCCGCUCCGGAAAGGGAUCGGUCGCUGGCCGUAAUGCUCCGCCAAACCUUCAACUGCCCAAAUUCCGAUUGCAGUACGGGGACAUGUUCAUGAUUCAAAUGCUGCAUGUGGAACAUCCACAGGAAUUUUAUAUAACGCGUCACAACCGAGAGCGCCAGCGAUUCACUCAGAAUAUAAAUCUGCAGGAGUUUAUGACGCGCAUGAACAACAUCAAGCUGGAAAAUAUUUUCUUGGGGAGAGUUCUUCUCGCCUGUGCCGUCCAGUCGAAUGGAAUCUGGAAACGAGCCCGAAUCGAGAAGAUCUUGUCCGAAGGUUACGUGAUUAUUCGCUUGGUGGACGAGGGUACAACCCAGGAAGUGUACUGGGAUCAGCUGUUUGUGCUACCAGAAACCUUCUGGAGUCCCGAGAUGGCCAUAAAGUGCUGCCUAGCAGACGUGGAAACUCGUCCGGAGACGGACUACACGUGGACCCCAGAGGCAAUAAACUACUUUAAACAGCUUACCUCAAAUCCGAAACUAUACGUUGACGUGCUAUUCCAUAGUGUCGACCUGGCCUAUGUGGCCUUGAAUUACUCACGCAAUGUCGCUGGUGAGUCAACCACCAUGAACAUUGGCGUCCAAAUGGUGGCCCAGGGGCACUGCACAUCGAGUGGCGAAAGCAGCAAAGUGAUCAAGCCAUCUAAUCUGGCACGAUCUCAGCGCCUCGAUGUCGACACCCGAAAGUUCAUGGAGCAGCAAAAGGUAAAGGCGGUAGAGCUGUCUCCGUUCGAACGUCCAGAUGAAAAAGAGCGCAAUAGACGCAUUGAGGUUAAUGUUAUCUAUGUCCGUAAGCCGGAUGAGUUCUAUGUGACCUUGCCCCACUUCCAUCCAGCAAUCGAGGACUUUCAAAAGAAGGUACAGGCCGAAGCCGCGGCAAUGUACCGGGAUCAAUUUCCAAGGACCAACUGGCAAAUAGGCGAAAUGUGCUACGUGAGGGUUGUCGCCCAGUCGGAUCAGGACCUACUUUGGCAUCGCGGUCUUAUCACCCAAGUCUAUGCUCCAGAAGGCGAUUCGGAGCUCACACGUUACCAAGUGCAGCUCAGAGAUCUGGGGGAACUGGUCGAGAAUGUUACCAGCACCUGUCUGGCCAAUAUCGACGAAGCCACCAUGCGCAUCUCCAACAGCGCCAAGCGCUGUCAUCUUUUUGGAAUUCGUCCUGCUGGGGAUGGUUGGACUUCUGAUGCCAUUAAAUUCUUUAAGAAAGAAGUUCAGGCCUACGACCGGCUGCAUGUCAUUGGGAAGGGGUACACGGAUAAUUCCUUGAGCGUGAUCCUGUGUGGAUCUCGCACUGUAAUAUCUGGCCCUUUCUCGCCAGCUCGCACGGAGUUUGUGGAUAUUAACAUGAGACUUGUAUUGGAAGGAUUGGCCGAGAAGAGUCAGGAUUACGAUGAAGCAAUGCAGGGCAAUGUCAGUAUUCCUUCUGCCGCCUCAGCCUCGGACACCAGUGAUAUUAGAGCCAUGCAAAAUUUAAUGGAUAAAAUUGACAAAAAAGUUUUAAGCAAGAAUCGGGCUGAGGAGUCACCACGACUCCAUGGAGGUUUCCAGCACAAUGAGGACAUGCCGGCAUUGGAACUCCUACUGGAUCUGGGAACAUCAAAGCGCACGACAGGCCAGAAAGCGCCACCAGCGGCAUGGACAACACCACGUCCUUGCGAGAAAACCAUCUUCACGGGUAUUGCAUCAAAUGUGAGCUACGAGGGUAACAUUUUCUUAAGUCUGGCCACAGAUAAGACGUUUUUAGAGCACAUGCGCGGGUUGUUGGUUAAAGUAUAUUUGCCAAUGAUGGAAAAGCAGCAGGAGAGAUCAACAUCGUUCAGCUACGAGGUGGGACAGCCGGUACUGGUCACCUAUCACAUGGACAAUUUGAUUUAUCGUGGAAUUGUGCAGCGUCUUAAAAACGAUACCGACCAGUACACCGUUUACUACGUGGACUACGGUAACAUGGAACAAGUCACGGCAUUCGAGAUGCUGCCAUAUGCGCCGUUCCCUCAGUUGCAUGCCAUGUGCUGGCAGGUUUCCGUGCACGGCGUAAAGCCAAAGAGAGUGAAGUAUUCCAUAAAAGAAAUGGACACAAUUCACCAGCUGGUUGUAAUGAAACUAAGUAGCAUUCAUGUCAUAGAGCGAAAUGGUGGCGAGACCAACAAAAUACCAUCUUGCGAAAUUAAGGUUAACAAUCAAGACUUGGCUACUUUUAUGAAGCAGUGCGGCAUGGCAGUAGAUGCGAAUCCCCAGAUCCCAAAUCCACAUUCAAUUUCGAUGAAAUCCGCUUUGGAGGAGUUUAAGGUUUUCGAUGAGCUAGAUAAUCUAGCUACUGGCAUAGACUCAAAAAGUGUCAAAAAAGAGACACCGACCCAACGCAAAGAUGAAACUAUUUCGACCAAUCAACCCCCGCCAGCCAAGAGAAAGUACGUGGUGAACAGCAGGGAGGUGGAUCGGUUUGAGAGCGACCAGGAUUUUGAUUGCCAAGAGGCGGCACAAGAGAUGAAUAACAACAUGAACUAUCGCCAUCCCGUGAUGGGUAAUAUCUAUCCCGAAACUGAAACUAUCAAUUCUGAUGAAGAUGACGACUCUGGAUCCUCAAACAAUGAGGACGGUGUGGACGUUGUUGUUGAGGAAGACAUCAGUGAUGCAAGUGAUUCCCAAAUGAAACCAAGUAACCUUCCAUCUGUAGGCAGCGCCACUAAGCAAUUAAAGCGACGUAUCGAGUUCCAUCAAGCGGAUAUGAGUCAACAAGUGGGUUUCUCGCCCCUCGAUACUUCUACUGUACGGUCGUUUUACCAAGCUGGAAGCAGUUUUAAAACGCACCAUUUGCCCACCGGCGUUAAUCAGUUUAUGUGCACCGUGGACAAUAUUCUGUCUCCCACGGAGCUCCAGAUCUCGCCGUGCCUCUCCGAGUUCACCAAGCACGACAUUAGUUUGCUUCAGGAAACAAGCGCUCUGAUCAAUAUGGCAGAGCCUCUGCUCCCCAAGCUAGGCGACUUGUGCCUGGCUAAGUACUCAAAGGACAAAAAGUGGUACCGGGGUACUAUAGAAGAGGUUCAGCCCAGUACUCAUCAUGCCACCGUGUUCUACAUCGAUUUCCACGACACCGAAAGUGUUCCCUACGAUGAUCUCAAAGUGAUGCCAGAACAACUGCGCAUGUUUCCGCUGCGCUCCUUUCGCGUUAAAUUGCACAACAUGAAAUGGAAUAGGAAUUUCAACGAUAAGUCCGUGGUGCAGUCCUUAAAGGCAUGUUUUUGCAAAUAUACGGAGUUAUUUGCCCGGGUUCACUACCCGAAGAACUACCAUGCUAAUAGGAGCGUUCAAUCUGACGAGGGAUAUGAUCUAAUCGAAGUGGAUCUGUUUGAAAGCAACAAACAACAGAAACUUGUAUACCAGGCUCUUAUCAACGACAGGAUGUUCACAAAGAAAAAGUAAACAAAAUUACUUGACAAUUUUUAUAUAUUUUAUAAUCAAAACAAAAAUCAUACUUAUACAAGGAAUUUCUCUGCGAUACACGCACUUUUGUUUCAUCAAAUACUUUUCUAAAAUUACAUAAUAGAAUAUGUAUAAAUUAUUCAUUUCAUUGAUCCCAGUUAUGUUAAUCAUUUAAAUACUUUCAAUUGAAUCGGGCCAUAUUUAACCGUAGAACUUAAAAACUUUUUCGACCACAUUCCAUUCUUUUUCUUCUCUUAAUAUUGAAUGUUCAGAAUACAAAAAUGUUCAGAAUAUAUUUAAAAUUUCAAUAAAAACAACCUGAUUCAAA
Molecule: messenger RNA, 6130 nt
Organism: Drosophila ananassae
Lineage: Eukaryota; Metazoa; Arthropoda; Insecta; Diptera; Drosophilidae
Gene: qin
Exons: 11
Coding region: 166-5802 (1878 amino acids)
Molecular function (GO): zinc ion binding
Source: RefSeq, a predicted model, not a curated record